Messenger RNA from Cyphellophora attinorum, 4506 nucleotides. RefSeq names its product Serine/threonine-protein kinase GCN2. The transcript has 3 exons. Gene Ontology annotation, molecular function: eukaryotic translation initiation factor 2alpha kinase activity; protein binding; ATP binding. Bases 1 to 4506 code for a protein of 1501 amino acids. Gene Ontology annotation, biological process: regulation of translational initiation by eIF2 alpha phosphorylation; DNA damage checkpoint signaling. The record is from RefSeq and is a predicted model, not a curated record. Lineage: Eukaryota; Fungi; Ascomycota; Eurotiomycetes; Chaetothyriales; Cyphellophoraceae.
AUGGCUCCCCGGAAGAAGGCAGCGAAAGCUGCUGCAGCAGCGACUACGCGUGCACCGCCUGAUCCCGUUGUCGACGACAAACCUGCAGACGAAGACAUCUCUCGAUACCCGGAGGUUCAGCAAGACGAGUUUCUUGCCACGCAAGCAAUCUAUCCUGACGACUUCGUUCGCGUUCAUGGUCGGACGGAGGCAUGGAAGAACUAUGAGAAUCUUGCUUUCCAGGUCCGGCUUCAAGCUUCUGAUAAUCCAGAAUAUUUUGUGAAGCUCGAGAUCGAGUUUCCGAAAGAUUACCCCAAGGUCGCUCUGAAGGCGAAGAUCAUUGCUCAGCAGACCGACCUAGACAAUUCGCGCACGCAACUCGAAGCUUUAAUCAAGGACGUUACAAAGUCUCACCUUGGGUCUGAGUGCGUGUACGAUAUCACCGCUGCCGUAGAAGAACUCCUAAGUCGCGCUGCCCUUUCAAAAGCGCAAAAGGUCAAUCCAUUCAGCCUUGAGGAAGAGCGUGCAGAACGAGAGGCCGCGGCUAAACUCAGUGUUGAGCAGCAAGAGGCUCAAAAGCUUCAGCAACAAGAGGCCGCGCGCCAGCAACUGCUCUCGAAGGUCGAUUCCGAGCGGAAACAGCAAGAAGCCAACGUCAAACCUGGUGCUACCAGAACCCGUACCGAAAUGCCUGUUCCAUCAUUCCCCUUCCCCCGCGGGGCAAUCUACAAGAUUCCCCAUUCGUCGCAGAUUAUCGUCAUCACAAACGUCGAGGGACAGACUGUCAUGACGCGUCGAAUAGACAAGAUCAUUAGACUUGUCAGCCCCAGCUUCGAAGAUGAAUCAGACAAGGAGAUGGACCUGCCUCCCUUCCAACUCAAAGAGAUCAUCAUUCAGAAGGAGUUACUCCCGAGCUCGGAAAUGACAACAGCCAUGCACGACAUCGAGCAAAUGCUAGUCAAGUCCUUCUACAAACUCUGGAUACUCACCGAAUAUGCUACCCAAGGGUCUCUAGAGAGUCUACUGUACCUGACACAGAGUCUGCAGGAAGAGAGAGUUCGCGAAUUUACGCGACAGAUCUUGAGUGCGCUUGGAUUCUACCAAAACCAAGGUCACAUCCACCCUGCUCUGCACAUCGGCAACGUCCUCUUGUUCAGACUACAAGACGAGUCCGACCCAACUAUCAAGCUUUCAGAUGGUUAUGGAACAGCUUUGCGAAAACUUGUUGACGAUGCGCGCGCCGAAUCAGUCAAGCCAGAUCUGCCGCCUCUCUGGAUAGCGCCCGAGCUACGCAAGAAGACUGGACAGCAGGUACAAGAAACAGCGCUAUGGAACCUCGGCAUUAUCGUGCUGCAAAUGCAUCAGGGCACCUCCGUGGUACAGAAAUACACCUCGCCAGGAGAUUGUCUGCGAAAAAUAAAUUUCAGUCGCGAUUUCAGCGAUUUCCUCGCCGUACUCUUUCAGGAAAACCCCCGACAUCGCACGACGCCGGAGCAGCUGACGGCACAUGCAUUCCUCUUCAAUAAAGGCCCACUGAUGGCUUCCUCUGCAAUAUCUACCGCCUUCAGACCUGCCGUUCGAAAGUCAGAGCGCAGACAGUACAGUCGCUGGGCCGAAGAGUGGGAACCGCUUGGUGUGCUCGGCUCGGGCUCAUUCGGUAAGGUGUACAAAGCACGCAAGGUUGCCGACCAGACCAAUUACGCAGUGAAGCUUCUCAUGGUGAGCGAAAAAGCGCCGCUCGAUCGUACAGAUUUCAACCUUGAGGUCAUGAAGCUAGCUCUCCUCCAGCACCCUGGGGUUUGCCGAUACUAUGACGCUUGGACCGAAGAGGUCGAGGAUACAGACGAAGAUGUCACGUCUGACGAUGGCAAUGACGACAACUAUAGAGUACCGCCUUCGUUGACGGGCAGAAACCACGAGGCCGUAGAUCAACUGCUAUACGAGUCGAUGAUGGCGAACCAGGACGUAUCGAUCGUGCAGCCAGCGCCGAGGAGACUAAUGUCAAUGUCAGUAUAUGAUCCACCGGGGUUUGGACGCAACGGCUUUGAGCCCUUCGAACGCGAUCCGGAACAAGAGCUGUCAGAACAGAUUGCUGACGAGGAACUUAGCCAAUCACGGCCUGUCCAACAAGAUCUAGACCAAGAGUCGUCAGAUAGUAGCGACGACGACGAGUCAAGCCCACCACACUUCGACAACGACGACGACUAUGAUAAUGCAUACAACAAUGCCAACGGGGAAAUCGAUCCCCAAGAUCUCCUAGGGGUUGAGUUCUCCGACAAGAAUCAGCUCGUUGGUGGAGAGGUCGAAUUUGGAAACAGCACAAAUAAUGUGAGCAAGGUCGAUAACCAGCAGAGUCCGCCGCCAUCGUCUGAUCACAACAAAAUCCCUCGCCGCCGCCCAAGUAGGAUCACCAAGGGAAACUUCUUCAUUCAGAUGGAGCUUUGCGACAAUGAAACCCUGAAGAAUGUGAUCACAGCUAAGAAACUGUACGAAGAUCCUGACAAAUCCUGGCGGCUGAUGAGAAACAUGCUCGAGGCACUCAAAUACAUUCAUCAGAGUGGCAUCACUCACCGCGAUCUCAAGCCUUCCAACAUCUUUAUCGACAUGAAUGGAAAUCCCAAGAUAGGAGAUUUCGGCCUUGCUACUACUGCCAUGUCAAGCGAAGCUCAUGGAUUCCAGGCAGGAACUGAACUGUACAUGGCGCCUGAGUCGCUGCUCAACGCACCGAUCAAAGAGCUGCAGAAGACUGACAUGUAUAGUAUGGGCCUCAUUUUCUUCGAAAUGAACUCAGACUUUGCGACCGAGAGUCAACGCCUGGCGGAGCUCGUGGCCCUUCGGGACAAUCCGAGCGCUGUGCUUAGCAAAUGGACAGAAAUUGGGCGUGAGAAACAAAAGGCAGUCGUACUCUCCCUUCUCAAUGGCGAUCAAACAAAGCGACCCACGGCUGCAGAGCUACUCGAGAGCGGCGACAUUCCGGAACCUCUGGAGCAGGAAAAGCUCGAUCGGCGACUCGAAUAUUUGGCCAACAACGAACCAGACAAAGUCGGUGCAAUGCUCAAAGUUGUGGACAAUUCGGACGUGCGUGAUCUUGCAUGGGACUCCACUGAAACCGGAAGCGACUCUUCGUUGCCAAUUGUGCUCGAUGAUAUACGAUCUCGCCUCCGUGGGAUCUUCCGGAAGCAUGGUGCUGUGGGAUCCACCCGACAACCACUUGUACCCAAGGCUCCGAACACUGCCGCAGACGCGGUGCUGGUCUUCAACUCGUCCAUCAUGCGUUUCCAGUUGAUUCAGGACCCAACUACACCAUUCGCUCGCUCGAUUGCGAAGUCAAAGCCGCGUUUCCGCAAGUUCUAUAGCUUCGACUCAUCGUUCCAUCUCCGCAACGCACCAAAGACAGCAGACGCUGAGCAGAUCCAGUCAAUCAACUCCGAACCCAAACAGACCCUAGAGGCAAACUUUGACCUCGUCUCAUACAAGGACACAGAUCUCGCACUCAAAGAGGCCUCCACGAUCUACCUCAUCAAAGAGAUUAUCGUCGAGUUCCCAGUGCUUGCUAGCGGAGAAUGGGUUCUGUUGCUGAAUCAUAUGGACCUCCUGGAUCUCAUUCUCGAAGAGAGCCACAUUCGAGCCGUCGACCGACCCAAAGUGAAAGACGCGUUGGCAAACAUUCCUCGAUUUACCAUGCCCCAGAAGCAGAAGCGCAACUUACUGAGCACAGCAGACAGAUUCCUGCAGAACAGACUCAAUAUUGAUGCGACUUCUGUUGCGAUUCUGCGCACGUUCGUGUUCGUGGCUGGUGACUCUAAUUCAGUACGUGCGGAACUGCAAAAGCUGUUCGGCAAGAAGGGUUCUAGUUCCUACUCCAAGGCUCUCCGUCUUCUCCGCCGCCUGGACGACAUCAUCGACCACCUGCGUCGCUUCAAUUUCGGCAUCAAGGUGCAGAUCGUGCCGACCUUCAACGUCGCACCUCGCCUGUACAACGGCUCGAUCUGCUUCCAGUGCGUGGAGAAGAAGGACGGCGUGCUGCUGGCCCACGGAGGGCGCUACGAUGGCCUCAUCGAGCACCACGCGCGUGCAAACGCUGCUGGAGACCCUACCACGCGUGCUGUCGGCCUUCGCGUCGGUCUGGAGGGAUUUGCCGCAAUCCUGCAGAGUUUUGCUGCUGCUGGAGGCAAGAACAGCAGCACCAGCAGCAACAGCAACGAUUCCGGCCGCGCCAGCCGCUGCAGCGUGCUGGUCACCAGCUUCGACGCGAAGCUGCUGGCUAGCACCUGCAUCGACGUGGUGCAGAAGAUCUGGGCGGUGGGUGUGGGCGCCGAGCUCACAGAGGAGGUGGAGAGCAUGGACGCUCUCACGGCCAUGCACGAGCAUGAUGGGCCGUACUGGCUCGUCAUUGUUCGCAUGGGCGCUGAGCGUCCCUCUGCUCAAGGUUCGGUCGCCGGGUGGUGGGGAGCGGGAGGGGUGGCGGUGGAGCGGGUGGGGGAGUUCCUGGAGGUGGAGCUGGCGAGGGAGAAGAAGGGGAGGUAG